This is a messenger RNA of Eremomyces bilateralis CBS 781.70, 1492 nucleotides long. RefSeq names its product Alg14-domain-containing protein. Gene Ontology annotation, biological process: dolichol-linked oligosaccharide biosynthetic process. The transcript has a single exon. The coding region runs from base 465 to 1418 and encodes 317 amino acids. Gene Ontology annotation, cellular component: UDP-N-acetylglucosamine transferase complex. Lineage: Eukaryota; Fungi; Ascomycota; Dothideomycetes; Eremomycetales; Eremomycetaceae. The record is from RefSeq and is a predicted model, not a curated record.
UAUCGUAUAUGAUCUGUCAGUCUCCCGACUCUCACACCCUCACACCCUCACACCCUCACACCCAACAAGAUCCCCAAAUCUAUGAAAAUUGAAAAGGUCCCUAACAUGACAUGAUUUCAAGAAACCAUAAGAACAUCAUAUAGGAUGAUGGGAAGCUGAAUAAAGGAUUUCCUCGGUUCGCUCAUCCAGCAUGUUAAAAGGAGGGUAUCUGGAUGUUAUGGGUUUCAACACGUCCAGGUUCAAAUAAACGGAAUAUGUUAGAUUUCACGUUGUUGCGGCGACAAGGAACCAAACUUCACAAGAGCAUGGAAUAUUGCCAAACAUUCUUUUACCGUGCAGUUGCUGUCAAACAUUUGAAAGUUUCUUACGGACGUUGAGUUCAGCUUUACAUAUAAACGCUUGACCAAACCUCUUCUCCUCUUCAAGACCUCAACACAACUUCAUAUCUCCGAACCCCACAUAAGAUGGCUCACCUCAAACUCGUUCUAACACUACUCCUCCUCAUCACCCUCUCCAUCGCCGUCACCCUCCGGCUCCUCCAAAUCCUCGCCCCGAGACGCCCACCCCCAAAAGCGCGCCCCUACCCUAACCCCCACCUAGCCCGCACCCCAGGCAUCAACACCCCCUACCACCGCCUUAAGCUCCUCGGCACCUUCAACCCGCAGCUUGCGAACCAAUACACCUACCUUCUCGUCGUCCUCGGCAGCGGGGGGCACACCGCGGAGAUGAUGGCGCUGCUUGAGAACCUCGACCGCGACGAUGGGUCCGGGAUCACCCAGUACACGCACCGCCGGUACGUGGUGAGCGAGGGGGACGAGGUGAGCGUGCGGCGAGCGAAGGCGUUCGAGGAGGAAUUCGCGGGUGCGUGCGAGCGGGAUGCAACGAGCCGCGAGACGCGAGGUGUUCCCGGUGGAAUGGCGAGUCGAGACCCAGGGACGAAUAACCAGCGGCCGAACUACGGGUCCUGGGACGUCGUGGUGGUGCCGCGGGCACGGAAGAUCCACCAGAGCCUAUGGACGGCGCCGAUGUCCUGCCUGCGGUGCCUGGUGGCGUGUCUGCGGCUGCUGAGCACGCCGCCGCCGGAUCCCAAAGGGCCGGGUAUGUGGCGGAUGAAGGCGACGGCGAGGGCGCGGCCGCGGAAGAUGAUGCCACGGUAUCCGAACCUGAUCCUCACGAACGGACCGGCGACGGCGACGGUCAUGGUGUUGGCGGCCACGGUGCUGCGGUUCUUUGAUUAUCGAGGUGCAAAUGAGGCGAACGCGUUGCGGACGAUCUACGUGGAGAGUUUCGCGAGGGUGAAGAAGUUGAGCUUGAGUGGGAGGAUAUUGUUGCCGCUGGUGGAUCGCUUUCUGGUGCAGUGGAUGGAGUUGGUGACGCCGGGGAGUCGGACGGAGUAUGUGGGCAUCUGCGUAUGGUAGAGCAGAGGGAAACCACGUCGGUCUGGGUAUCGAUGAUGAUCAUAAGAAUGCUUCCUUCGCUUUCACUGUACAGG